AUGUCUAGCAAUCAGUUUCCUAUUCUUGGUUCCUCUCGCGCACCCGCUGACCCCUCGAUCUCUUCCAAUGCGACGGCAUCAACCAACCAAACACCCAAGAAAAAGCAUCGUGCAGGACGAAAGCACAAGAAAGCGAGACGGAAGUCCUUCGCUGCUCCUCCAGAAAACAUUCCAGAUCAAGUUAUACCUCCAUCCAGCCACAGCGGUAAUAGGGCCGGUUUCUACAUGCGUGGGAGAAAUCUAAGUAAUACGAGCAUCGACAGCGAAGCGCUUCUCGACCACAGGGAGCAUCAAUAUCCUCGUCCGCGACGACCCUCCACUCUCACGGCCUCCCUUCACAUGCCGCAAUCAAGCCGAUCGCGUAUAAUGCAGAGUAGUCAGAGCCACGACCACGAGGAAGUGGAGGAAGACAAUAACGAGACCGUACCUUUAUUAUCUAGUUCUUCGCGACAGGAUCUUACCUCUUCGCGAGGCUACGGGUCGGGAGAUGGACGACGGAAGAACGACACAUCUAUCAGUCGUCCCGGUUCUAGCAGAUCGGGCAAGAAAUCCCAAAUAGCUCCUAUAACACCGUCUGAUAAAUAUAAUGUUAACUAUCCGCCAUCCAUUCCUGGGACGCCUACGCUCGGGCCUUCAGAUCCCCUGGAUAUGAGCUUUGGGGAUAUCUUGAUGAGAGAUGAUCUCGCAGAGGAUGCAACUCGCCCCGAUAGCGUACUGGAAUCGAACAAUGACCCACUUCGCGACCAGUCUCCCUUUGAGAGACGCCAUACGAUUGCACUGCAGGCACAGGAGGAUGUCUGCUUUCCUCAAGAGGGAAUGUCAGAAUUGGCCGACGAGGACGCUCAACAAGCUCGCGACAGCCGUAGUAUUCGGGCGCGACGUAGAAGACGAAAUAAGUGGCCGGAUUUGGCCAUCCUUGAAGAAUGGUCCCGGAUCGAGAAGGAGGAUCGUAGCGAAGAAAGGCGAAUGAAGAAAAUCACGGAACCACAAUUAGUGAACGGUAGGUUGCGGCCGAUCCAUAAGGGGUGGUAUCGAAUAGAAGAAGACGCUCCGUAUCGAUUCACUUACUUCAAUGAGGAGUUCCAAAGCACGAUCCACAGCCAGACCAUAUCGGAGCUUGUUCAACCAGACGCAGGCUUCAAGGAACUUUUCCUCCCAGAUCCUCCAAUCCUAUCCGAUUCAUCUGAUGAUGAUGACGAUGACGAUGGACCUCUUACCCAGGUUCCAAAUUUAACCAGAAAUAGCGGCGCAACUACCAGAGGACUCUCCCGCCAGCCAUCUUUCACACCAAAUUUCACAACAUCUGACCUUAAUCCAGGUGCAGCUUCUAGACAACAAGUCUCAACGUCUGCGAGUUCCUCUAGAAAUCCUUCGGGCGACCCCAGCCCAUUGCGGUCCAAGUCCCCAUUCUCCGGCAUCAAAUCGCCUCUUCCAAAUGGCGAGAAGCAGCCUCGAUACGGCGAACGUCCCGUAUGGUGGCUGGAUGUCUUGAGCCCCACCGAAUCGGAGAUGAAGGUGCUCGCCAAAGCGUUUGGGAUUCAUCCUCUAACCUCGGAGGAUAUCAUGCUCCAGGAACAACGUGAGAAGGUUGAACUAUUUCGACACUACUACUUUGUCAAUUACAGGUCUUUCGAUCAAGAUGCCGAAUCAGAGAAUCACCUCGAGCCGGUCAACAUGUAUGUCGUGGUUUUCCGCGAAGGUGUCAUCUCAUUUCAUUUCAGUCAGACCCCGCACCCGGCAAACGUUCGACGCAGGGUUCGCCAGCUUAAAGAUUUUAUGAUCCUCAGCGCAGACUGGAUCAGCUAUGCAAUUAUUGACGACAUCACGGACGUCUACCUUCCUCUCAUCCAGACCAUCGAGGAGGAGGUGGAUGAUAUUGACGAUAGAAUCUUACAGUUCCAUUCUCCCUCUGAUCCUUCUCUGUCAUCUGAAGAGAAAAAGCGGAGAGAUGGUGAGAAAAGCACUGAAGCGAAUGCGGAUAAUGGCGGAGAUAUGCUCCGUCGCGUCGGUGACUGCAGGAAGAAGGUUAUGACUCUAUACCGACUUCUUGGAAACAAGGCGGAUGUCAUUAAAGGUUUCGCAAAGCGCUGUAACGAGCACUGGGAAGUUGCUCCGCGAUCUGAAAUCGGGCUGUACCUUGGCGAUAUCCAGGAUCAUAUCGUGACUAUGACGGCCAACCUUAGUCAUUAUGAAAUGAUUCUCGCUCGUUGCCAUGCCAAUUACAUCGCACAAAUCAAUAUCCGCAUGAACGAACGACAGGAGCAGACUGCUGAUGUUCUAGGCAAGUUAACUGUCCUCGGUACUAUCGUUCUGCCUAUGAAUAUCAUCACCGGUCUUUGGGGUAUGAACGUCUGGGUCCCAGGUCAGGAAUACGAGGGCGAUCUGAAGUGGUUCUUCGCCAUUACCGCAGGGCUGCUACUUUUCGGCCUUGCCUGCUUUAUCAUUGCAAAGAGGGUAUAUAAAAUCGUCUAG
Messenger RNA from Daldinia childiae, 2472 nucleotides. Its product is annotated as putative metal ion transporter C17A12.14. Bases 1 to 2472 code for a protein of 823 amino acids. The transcript has 3 exons. Gene Ontology annotation, molecular function: magnesium ion transmembrane transporter activity. Lineage: Eukaryota; Fungi; Ascomycota; Sordariomycetes; Xylariales; Hypoxylaceae. Gene Ontology annotation, cellular component: plasma membrane. The record is from RefSeq and is a predicted model, not a curated record. Gene Ontology annotation, biological process: magnesium ion transmembrane transport; intracellular magnesium ion homeostasis.